GCCUCCCGGGAGAUAUACUGGUCCUCCGCAAACUACCUGGGACGCUCGCUGGACUUGGCUAUGCCAACAUACAGCUUUGCUGUCAUGGGACAACGCCCCCGAGUCAUCCCUGCAGAUCCGUAGAGGAGCUUCUCCAGCUUGCUUCCAUUCCCCCAGGGGACUAUGGCCUCAGGGCAUUGCAAACUGGGGGCCUCACCGGUCCAUCACCACUGUCACCAUCAGCACCAACAUCAGUUGUCGCUCCAACCGCCGCUAGGGUCCAAAGCACCUUGUCCUGAAAAGAUGAAGAGAGAUGUCAGCGCGGAGACUUAUUGGUCCAGGCCUGAAUGCCAGGUUUGGACUGUGAUGUUAUUGUUGGGAACAUGUCUCCUUUACUGUGCCCGGGUCACUAUGCCCAUCUGUGCUGUCUCCAUGAAUGAAGAUUUUGGAUGGAACAAGAAGCAGUCUGGGAUCUUGCUAAGUAGCUUCUUCUGGGGUUACUGCCUAACUCAGAUCAUGGGAGGCCACCUUGGAGAUCGGAUUGGAGGAGACAAGGUCAUUUUGAUCUCGGCCUCAGCCUGGGGUUUCAUCACGGCUGUCACCCCAUUGCUUUCCCACAUCAGCAGUGCCCACUUGGUCUUUAUGACUCUUUCCCGAAUACUUAUGGGGUUGUUUCAAGGGGUUUAUUUCCCUGCCUUGACAAGCCUGUUGUCUCAGAAAGUCCGAGAGAAUGAGCGAGCGUUCACCUAUAGCACUGUGGGUGCAGGUUCCCAGUUUGGGACGUUGGUGAUAGGAGGAGCUGGCUCUCUCCUCUUGGACUGGUAUGGCUGGCAGAGCGUCUUCUACUUCUCUGGUGUGCUCACUUUGAUUUGGGUCUAUUUUAUGUACAGAUACCUGCUGAGGGAAAAAGAACUUGCAAUAUCCUUGGAAAUUUUGGCAAAAGCCUUUUCCAUUUCCAAGCAGAAAAAAAUUCCCUGGAGACAGUUAUUUCGGAGACCUCCUGUGUGGGCAGUCAUAUUUGCUCAGCUAUCUUCUGCUAGCUCAUUCUUCAUCCUCCUUUCCUGGCUGCCAACGUUUUUUAAGGAAACUUUCCCCAACUCUAAGGGCUGGGUGUUCAAUGUCGUCCCCUGGCUGAUUGCAAUCCCUACCAGCGUGUUUAGUGGGUUUCUUUCGGAUCACCUCAUCAGUCAGGGUUAUAGAACCAUCACUGUGCGCAAAUUGAUGCAGGUAAUGGGGUUAGGCCUGUCCAGUGUGUUUGCCUUGUUUCUGGGUCACACAAGGAGCUUUUGUAAAUCUAUUAUAUUUGCAUCAGCUUCAAUCGGACUCCAGACUUUUAACCACAGUGGAAUUUCAGUUAACAUUCAGGACCUGGCCCCAUCUUGUGCUGGCUUUUUAUUUGGCGUAGCAAACACAGCUGGAGCUUUGGCAGGUGUUAUUGGGGUAUGCCUAGGAGGAUAUCUGAUUGAAGCUACUGGCUCCUGGACUUCAGUUUUCAAUCUUGUGGCCAUCAUUAGUAAUCUAGGACUCUGCAUGUUCCUGGUAUUUGGAGAAGCCCAGAGGGUGGAUUUCAGCUCUGCUUAUGAAGACCUUUAAGUCCCCAACCUCAUGCUGGAAGCUGACUACUCGGACAACAAAGAGUUGCAUUCCCAUUUGAUUGUUCAUGGGGGAAAAUAUCCAGUUUUCUAAGGGGAAAGGUUGGUUUUUUCCAGAGGGAAAGAAAAAACAUUGUGGGCUUGAGGAAAAUGGGGAAGAGGCAAAGACCUGCUCAGAUAUUAACUGCAGUCAUUUGCUACCCUCAGGUCUUACCUGAUCACAGUAAGAGCCUGCUCUAUGCAGAUUGAGGUGAAGUUAUCUUUCAGGAUACCUUUGGGGAGGUAUGGCCUUGACUAGUCCAUUGACCUAUAAGGAAAAUUUACUUUUGGGUUGAAUUCUCAGGCCUUAGAGAGUUUGUGCAUUGACAUUGGAGACUGAUCUCUCCUGCUGCCCCAAAUGCCUUUUCCUUUUGGACAGCGGACCUUUUUAGGUUACUCAGAUCUCCUUCCCCAACGGCAGUACUUUGGCCUGUCAAAGCCAGGUGUGAAAUCCCCAGAGAUAAGGAUCUCCGGGGACCUUUUCCACUGCUUCCAGGGCAGUUCGGAUCUAGUUGGACCAGUUGUGUUCCAUGCAGUCAAUAGAAAAGCGUCAGCUGUGAGUCCCAUUUGAUCCUGUGGAUUCAACACACACACAUACACACAUUGUUGCUCGCUCACUCUCAGCGGCUCUGUGUGUGUUCUUACUUUGCAUUCUGAGAAUGCAGGAGACAUUCCAGAUAAGCCAUGGCUAGAUGGCAGCUGGCUAUGGGAUUCCUCUGCAAUAGGGGCUCCAUAGUCCUUUGAGUACUACCCAACUAGACAUCAAUUUUUUGUAGUUGUAUGGUUUUUUUUUCUUCAUUUCAGGGGAAAGCUAACCAUCUGUGGCCCUGAGAAACAAUGUUGUUUAAGGAGUCCAAGACACCUCAAUGGAAAUUCAGAUUGCCACAAGGCCUUGGGAAGGACAUUCCUUAUCUCUGUGCCACAGUUAACCCAUCUGUAAAAUGGGAAUAAUAACCAUGCUGCCCAUUCCUACCUCAAAAGGCCAUUAUGAGGUUACCAAGAUCAUUGAGGGAGGUGUGCUUUAAGCUCCUUAGAAUAAAGGUGGUUUCAAAUGAUGUGGCUUUUAUUAACGGGUCUCUUGUUAACUGACUAUUAUGCUGGCUAACCUCAUGACUGGGGAACCCAUGACAUUUUUCCAGAAGAUGUUCGCUGAGCCUCCUUUGAAGAAAAAAAGCAAUAUAUUAAUGCCAUAGAACAAUAAAGCAGACAGAAUUUUAUUUAAAUGGUGGCCAUUAAAAGACUCCAGU
Phascolarctos cinereus (koala) is the source of this 2857-nucleotide messenger RNA. It is a transcript of the gene SLC17A9, whose product is annotated as solute carrier family 17 member 9. The record is from RefSeq and is a predicted model, not a curated record. Gene Ontology annotation, molecular function: transmembrane transporter activity. Gene Ontology annotation, cellular component: membrane. Gene Ontology annotation, biological process: transmembrane transport; ATP transport. NCBI's taxonomy places the organism in Eukaryota, Metazoa, Chordata, Mammalia, Diprotodontia, Phascolarctidae.